Molecule: messenger RNA, 1299 nt
Organism: Phragmites australis (common reed)
Lineage: Eukaryota; Viridiplantae; Streptophyta; Magnoliopsida; Poales; Poaceae
Exons: 4
Coding region: 391-948 (185 amino acids)
Source: RefSeq, a predicted model, not a curated record
CGGUCCAACUCAACCAAUUGGUCAUAUUCUUUUUCAAUUCUUUGUAGUAAUCAUAUUUUUACUUUGCUUUCUUUCGAUUUAUGAAUGAAUUGGGUUUGAACAAUGCUGUUAUAAUAUGAGACAUAUGACUAUCCCAUGUUAGCCGUGUCCACAUAGCAACCCUUGCAUUUUGGUCUUGUGUACGUCACCAACUCUUUGAGUGGAGCGAGUCCUGCUUUCUUGUUCUUGUUCUUCUCUUUUUGGCCCCCCGUGACGUUAUGAUGUGUGUUUGUGUUGCUGAACGGCUGAAUGUGGCAUGGUGACGCCAUCAACUAUGCUUUAAAUCUCGCUACUUACCCUGAUUGCUUGUUUGUUGUCAAUGAAGCAUUUAGGAUGGAGUUCAAGCUCUAAAUGGAUCCCAACAUGAAGCAGCUUCAAGAGGCUCUGGUUGACAUUGAGAUUGAUGCAGAGCAAGUUCUUCUGGCAAGGCAUCAGUUAGUGGAAAAUGACAAGGUAAGGAAUGCUAACAGGGAGGCCUUGACAGCCCUCCGGAAAAAAUCCAGGACAACCAAAUCUAGUGUUCCAUCUCCCUUUGGGGUCAUAAUGAAAGAGAUGGAAGGAAGCUCUGGCAAGCAGCUGAUAAAGGAGAUAUGCCCGACUUGUGGAGAUCAUGACCCUAAAGAACAUACCUGGCUAAUGUUUACUGGAUCAGAUAUUUUUGCUCGUGUUCCAUUUCAUGUAGCACACACUGUUCUGGAUAAAGACCAAGAACACCUUGAUUUCGAUACCAAGAAACUGCAAAGCUUUGUCAAGGAGAAAUCACUUGUGAUCGCUGAGAAAGGUGCCCUUGCGGGCAGCUUCAGCCCUGGCACUGUGAAAUCCUUCGUCAGCCUUACGGACAGACCCAAGUCGACAUGGGAGGCAGGGGAGCUUGUCCAGCCCCCUGAAGUGAGGUAUCAGUUGGGCUGACUUGUCAACUGAUCAACCGCCGUGUUCUUUCUUGGAAUUUCCUGUAUAGAUGUUGGCUUCCGUGUCAAACAAACUUUGUUAAGGUUGUUAGCAUUUGCAAGAAUUUGUUUUGCACCGAUAUUGGGUUGUACUGUAGAGGAUCCAGAUUUCUGGAUUUUGCUGUGUUGUGACAAUACAUCUCUAUCAGUGAGUAGUUCCCAAUGGCAAAUCCGUGAUGAUGGGCUAGGCAAGGUGUUGUGGGCAAUCUCGAAUCUGUAACAGUCCUGUUUCGAACUGGAGUCAAGAGACCAGAUCUCAGUCUUCAUUGUCCAUGUCUUGUUAGUCUGUAAUGAAGUCUCGAUCUUUAAGUCA